Molecule: messenger RNA, 368 nt
Organism: Clonostachys solani
Lineage: Eukaryota; Fungi; Ascomycota; Sordariomycetes; Hypocreales; Bionectriaceae
Source: the annotation of a GenBank genome assembly
AUGCCCGCCCCGAGAACCAUCCUACAACAAAGCGCAGACGGCUUCGUUGCGAAUCUGAAUAACUUUACUAGUGGAGAGGCUUGGUCGAAUGGACGAACUCCAGAUGCUGCUCACAAUGUCCACCCGCUUUCACUUGCAAUACCCCCGAAAAUGAACAACGAUGAGAUGGCCAAAUUCCUCGGAGGAACACUCGCCAAGGUUCAAAACCUUACAUUUCAGCUAGAGGAAAACGCGAACGUUCUUAUUGACGAACAAAACAAUAUAAUUUCUCUCCAUUUAUUGGGUAAAGGGGAUACCCCUGCUGGGCCGUUCAUGAUGGAAUACAUUUUCACGCUGAAGACAACUGAUGACGGAAAGCUGAUUCAUGA